AUGACAACCCUAGAACCCCUCAAACAACCCAUCGCCAUCCGCCCAGACCUAAUCGCCACAGCCCCAACAACCCUCAUCGUCCACCCACACAGCAUAAGCUUCUCCGGCAGCGACUUUACCAUUUCAGUCCUCAACAAUGCCAACCAACCUGGAGCCUCCUCCUCAUCCUCCUCCCAAUCAGCCACGGAACCGACAAAAAUCUUCUUCGUCGACGGCAAAACCUUCUCCUGGAGCAACAAGAUGAGCUUCCUCGACGCCUCAGGCCCGGCCUUCGAACUCCAUCGUAAAAAGGCCGGCGUGACGUGGUUCGUUAGUUUGCCGAAUACGAGUGAUAAGAGUAUUGCUACGAUUGCGCCGCAGGGACAUCUGUUGAAGGAUAAGUUUGAUGUUUAUAUUCGCAAUGUGGCGGAUGGGGGUGCGGAGGUUAAGCUUGAGGUGAGGGGGAAUGAUAUUUGGAAGUAUAGGACGAGUGUGUAUUAUGGGGGAUCGCUUGUGAUGAUGAUUAAAGUUAAGAGGUAUUAUCUUGUUUAUGUGGGCAUGGGGAAAAGGCCCGAGUGGGAGGUUAAUGUUACGCAGGGGUUCGAUUUGUCGCUGGCUUCUAUCAUUGGAGUUCUUCUGGUCCAUGUGUUGUAUAAGCCGAGUUAUCAAUCGUCUUAUAGACCUGCCGAGUCGAGCUCAAGCCGGGAUGUCGAUGCAAAAGACCCAGUGAAAUCAUGA
Penicillium cataractarum is the source of this 717-nucleotide messenger RNA. RefSeq lists its product as uncharacterized. The record is from RefSeq and is a predicted model, not a curated record. The transcript is spliced from 2 exons. Bases 1 to 717 code for a protein of 238 amino acids. Lineage: Eukaryota; Fungi; Ascomycota; Eurotiomycetes; Eurotiales; Aspergillaceae.